Molecule: messenger RNA, 1886 nt
Organism: Monomorium pharaonis (pharaoh ant)
Lineage: Eukaryota; Metazoa; Arthropoda; Insecta; Hymenoptera; Formicidae
Product: pyroglutamyl-peptidase 1
Exons: 2
Coding region: 454-1062 (202 amino acids)
Biological process (GO): proteolysis
Cellular component (GO): cytosol
Molecular function (GO): pyroglutamyl-peptidase activity
Source: RefSeq, a predicted model, not a curated record
UAUAAUAUAAAUAUAUGAUCUAUUUAUUUCUUUAACAGAUUAAUUUUUUGUAUUUGUGUAGUAAAUCAAUUAUGCUAAUGUUUGAAAAUUUUAGGUUACUGGAGUUUUCCCUCUUUUAAUAACUUACUAAUGAUAAUAUUAAUUUUGAACAGGACAGCCAAAUUCGAUUUUACAAAAAUAAUAAAUUAAUAAAAUAUAUAGUACUAUAUCUAUUAAUUUUUAAAAUUAAGAUUUUUUAUUUAUAACCUUUUGUCCAGAUUAAAUAUGUUGUAAAAAGAUGUCCAUUCGAUGACUAAAGAAAAGUUGGCAACACUAGUGAUACUCCAAUGUCAGUCAUAUGAUAGAUAAUGCUCCGAUAAGAAAUCAAACAAGCAGCUAAAAGUUAUAGCGUCGUUGGGUCAACCGGGAUAUUUAGGUGUAUCGUCGUCAAGAAGUUUGAAUUGCACUCGCAAAAUGGACGCCGAUCCCAAAAGCACAGUCCUUGUGACUGGUUUUGGCCCUUUCAACAUGCACGCAGUGAACGCCAGUUGGGAGGCGGUAAAGGAAUUACAAAAAUUAUGGACAAAUUCUGUGGAGUUUGCUGAUGUUGAACUGGUCACGGAAGAGAUUCCAGUCUCGUACGAUUAUGUGGCCGAUUAUAUCCCUCAGCUCUGGAAGAAAUAUAAUCCUGCAAUUGUUCUACAUGUGGGUGUAUCGCACCUGGCUGAUUCUUUAACAAUAGAGCGUCAUGCUUGCAGUAAUGGCUAUGAUAGACUUGACAUAUGUAACAAAUGUCCUAAUGAAAUAAAUGUCAAGUGUAACGUCUUGGAAACUCAAAUAAAUGUUGAAGAACUUUGCAACAAUGUAAACAAGAACUCCGAGAGAACUGGAUGCAAAGCUCGCCCCUCGCAUAAUGCUGGCAGAUAUCUGUGCGAAUAUAUAUAUUAUCAGUCUCUCUCCAUUGAGCCAACAAAAACUCUGUUUGUGCAUGUUCCAGAUUUUGACAAGUACCCCAGUGUACAAACUGCGAAUGGUUUAUAUGAUAUUUUAUGUUACUUGUUAAGAAAUUUGAAAUCUAGUUGAUAGUCUUAACUAUUAGGCUAACAUUAAUUAUUAAUAAGCAACUAUGGUAAAAUUUUAUAAGAAUUAAUGUGCUCAAAGUCUAUAUACUUUAUAUGAGACGUAUAAAUGACUAGUAUUUAUAUUAAUUUCUUGAUAUGAAUUUUAAUCGCUAAUUCUAAACAUUAUGUCUGAAUUGUCUUUAUGUAUUCUUGCAUGUUAUUUUUCUUAAAGAGCAAGCAUGGCGUAAUGAAUAGUACACUAGUCUAUUAUGCUGAAAGGCUUGAUCCUAGGCAGAAUCAGCCUUCAAUGGUAUUUUAUGCUUCAAAAUCUCUAUUUUAACAUUAAACUGUAAGUUUUAGAUAAAUACUAUCUACUAAUAUUAAAGCAGGAUAUAGACAUCCCUACUAAAAAUAAUUCUGAUAUAAUGAUGUAGACUAAAACUGUCUACUUGUUAUAAAUUGUUAUACUUAUUAUAAAUUUUCGAAUAUGUUAUAUUUAUUACUAUCUUAAUUUUUAUAUUUUAAUCCUUUUUGUUAAUAGAGCAAUAGUAUAAUACAAAAAGUUGAUUUAUCAUAUCAUAGAAGAGAAAGUUAAAGAAAAUAACUUUCAACUUUGGCUGUGUGUAUACACAUAAUAUAUAAUUUUUUUAUACAUAUAUAAAAUAAAUAUAGAUAUAUAUAGAUCAUGAGCACAUUAAUUAUAAAGUUUUAUCCACUUCUGACUAUAUACUAUACCCUUACUGUAUACUUCUAUUUUAUACUCCCAAUUAUAUAUAUAAUUGGAAAUAUAAAAUAGAGGUAUAUAAUAUAAAUGUAAUGUAAUAUAUGUAAAAUUAUGAGAUAUGG